AUGGCUAGUCGAUCAUUUUCUCGUUUUGUUGAGCAAGAAAUGGGAAAGUUCCCACACUUUGUGAUCUAUGUACUACUUGAAUGGUUGUUGAUAAUCAUACUUUUCCUUGAUGGGUUUCUCGCGUUUAUUGCCAAUGAGUUUGCAAGGUUCUUUGAAUUGGAAAUCCCGUGCUGGCUAUGCACCAGGUUUGAUCAUGUAAUGGUUCACAGAAACCCUGAUUUUUAUUACAACGAGUCUGUAUGUGAGGCUCACAAGAAAGACAUGUCAUCUCUGGCGUUUUGUCACAAUCACAAGAAGCUAUCUGACAUAAGGAAGAUGUGUGAGGCAUGCUUGCUUUCAUUUGCAACCGAGAAGGAAUCAGAUUGUGACACAUAUAAAUCUCUUGUGGGGAUUCUACAUAAGGAUCUUGAAUGCUUUGUUGAGGAUGGCCAACCAAUUCAACUGAGUUUGAAGGAUGAUGGGAUCAUGCAUGUUGAUACAAGCAGUAAUCAAAGGUGUUCAUGCUGUGGGGAACCAUUGAAGGUUAAGUCUUCCAAUGCGAAAGUUAAGCAUUCAGAAUCAUUUGCACGAGCCCCAACUCCUUCACCACGUGCUUUUCCAUUUGCAACAUCAAAAACUGAUGAGCCUCUAGAAUUGCCUCACAUCAGGUAUUCAGGACUCAAGUUUAUAUCAGAUAAUGAUUCGGAGCUUCCAGAGGAAGAGGAUAGCUUCAAUGCAAAUAGUCAGAAUGUUAAAUUAAAGGAUGGCACCAAAUCUCCUAGUGUGCCUCUAUUGGCAGAAGUUGAGGAUUUAAACGAUGAGUCCUCCAAAUUAACCCCAACUUUUUCAAGGGGCAAUAAGUUCUUUGGAAUCCCACUAACAGAUUCAGCAAACAACAGUCCAAGAUGGUCUUACAGGAUUAACAGGAAAUCACCACUUGAAAAAACAGAAUUUGCCUCUGAAUCUAAUGAGGCAAAUGUUCAAAAUGAUUUAGAAGAUGCCAUCUUAAGCCAUUUGAAGAGGCAAGUUCGUUUGGACCGUAAAUCACUCAUGGCUUUGUACAUGGAGCUUGAUGAAGAAAGAAGUGCUUCAGCUGUUGCUGCAAACAAUGCAAUGGCUAUGAUCACAAAGUUACAAGCGGAGAAAGCAGCAAUGCAGAUGGAAGCUUUACAGUAUCAGAGAAUGAUGGAGGAGCAGGCUGAGUAUGAUGAAGAAGCCCUGCAAGCAACUAAUGAUAUGCUUGUCAAAAAAGAGGAAGAUAUAAAAGCUUUAGAAGCUGAAUUGGAGAUUUACAGAAACAAAUAUGGAUGCUUAGCAGAAGGAUAUGUUUUUAAGGAAGCUAAUUCAUCUCAUGGUGGCAACAAUGAAGGUGAGGAGGAUAUUGGAGAAAAGGGUCUCAAUUCAUCACAAGCUGAAAAUGGAGUGGGAAGGCUUAAUGAACCAGCCAAAGAUUUCAAAGCUGAGAAAACAUAUCUUCUUGGUCGAAUGAAGAAAAUAGAAAAUAGAACACCCUUUGCAGAAAAUGGAAUUCAUGCCUUACAAUCUAGCCCUGACAUUGUUAAUGAUGUAGACAGUGAAACAGGAAUAGAAAGCGAAGCCUCUCUAUGUUAA
This is a messenger RNA of Gastrolobium bilobum, 1590 nucleotides long. RefSeq names its product probable myosin-binding protein 5. The transcript is spliced from 3 exons. The record is from RefSeq and is a predicted model, not a curated record. NCBI's taxonomy places the organism in Eukaryota, Viridiplantae, Streptophyta, Magnoliopsida, Fabales, Fabaceae. The coding region runs from base 1 to 1590 and encodes 529 amino acids. Gene Ontology annotation, molecular function: myosin binding.